UAGAGCAUUCAAACAAAAAAAGAAAGAAAACGAAAAAUGUUUAGCCUUGAUCGAAUUAUGCAUAGCAGUGUUAUCACGUGGCCAUGGCUUCUUCCUCUAACAAUGUUGCUAUUCUCUUCUCUAUUAUUCCUCCUUACAAAAAAGAUGAAGUUAAAUGUGAUUGUUCAUCAUCCUCCAACCCCACCAAAGCUUCCUUUCAUAGGUCAUCUACAUCUGGUCACCUCUCUCCCUCAUCGUUCUUUUCGUCACCUUUCAAGAAAAUACGGCCCCGUCAUGCUCCUCAAACUCGGCUCUAUCCCGACCGUUGUAGUCUCCUCCGCCACUGCUGCCAAAGAGGUGUUAAAAGUUCACGACCUUGCCUCAUGCAGCCGCCCGCGCUCGACUGCUAAUGCAAGAUUUUCAUACAACUAUCUAGACAUUGGGUUUGCUCCGUAUGGCGAUCAUUGGAGGAAAGUUCGAAAGAUUAGUGUUCUUGAGCUCUUCAGCGCAAGACGAGUGCAAUCGUUUCAAAACAUAAGAGAAGAAGAGAUUGGUGUGAUGUUAAACUCCAUUUCUCAAUCUUCAUUAUUGUUAUCUAAUGAUCCAGUUGAUUUGAGUGAGAAAUUUUACUCACUCACUGCAAAUAUGAUAACUCGGAUAGCUUUUGGGAAGAAGUUUAGAGGGGGUGAGUUAGAUAAUGAGAAUUUUCAGAAGGUUAUUAGAAGAGCAAUGGCAGCAGUGGGAAGCUUUUCAGCAGCUGAUUAUCUUCCUAUAGUGGGUUGGAUUAUUGAUUGGGUUAGUGGUGUUCAUAGCAGAUUGGAGACGAGUUUUAAUGAGUUGGAUGCUUUUUUUCAACAUAUAGUGGAUGAUCGUAUCAACUUUAGGGAGAGUUGUUCGUCUCACAAUAACAAUGGUGAUGGAUAUGAUCAAGAGAACAUUGUCGAUGUUUUGUUGAAAAUGGAGAAGAAUAGCUCUCAAUAUGGUGAAGUGAAACUCACCAGAGAUUGCAUCAAAGCACUCAUCAUGGAUAUAUUUCUUGCUGGAGUGGAAACAGGAGCCAGCACACUUGUUUGGACAAUGGCAGAGUUGAUAAAAAAUCCAAAGGUAAUGAAAAAGCUACAAAAUGAGAUCAGAAAUUGUGUAAAAGAAAAUAAAAUGGUAAAAGAGAAUGACCUUCAGAACCUUGAAUAUCUAAAAGCAGUGGUGAAGGAAGUGCUAAGGUUACAUACACCAGCCCCACUUCUCCUUCCAAGAGAAGCCAUGUCUCAUUUUAAGCUAAAUGGUUAUGAUAUUCUUCCCAAAACUCACAUCUACGUCAACGCGUGGGCAAUCGGACGGGACCCGGAAAUAUGGACAAACCCAGAAGAGUUCAUACCAGAGAGAUUUAUAGGAAGUAAUAUUGAUUACAAAGGACAAAAUUUCGAGUUAUUGCCGUUUGGAUCGGGUCGGAGAAUUUGCCCUGGAAUGAAUAUGGCAAGCUUUACAGUGGAGCUAGCAUUGGCUAAUGUAUUGUUGUGCUUUGAUUGGAAAUUAGCAAAUGGAAUGAAAGAAGAAGAUGUGGAUAUGGAAGAGGAAACUGGUCUUGCUGUUGCUAAGAAAUCUCCUCUUCAACUUGUUCCUGUCCAUUACUUCAACUCCAAAGCAUAGUUUUUUAGUUGUUAUUUAUUGGAAAAAAAAUGAAAGUCUGUACUCAAAUUAUGGUCAAGUUGUGUCAAUUUAUAUUGUAAUUUUAGAUUAUGAAAUCUUUGUAAAUUCUCAGGAAAAAAAAGAAUAAUAUAUGGAACUAUGUAUUGAAAA
Messenger RNA from Cucumis sativus (cucumber), 1776 nucleotides. Its product is annotated as cytochrome P450 71B37-like. Lineage: Eukaryota; Viridiplantae; Streptophyta; Magnoliopsida; Cucurbitales; Cucurbitaceae. The coding region runs from base 37 to 1626 and encodes 529 amino acids. The transcript has 2 exons. Gene Ontology annotation, molecular function: monooxygenase activity; iron ion binding; heme binding. The record is from RefSeq and is a predicted model, not a curated record.